This is a messenger RNA of Penicillium bovifimosum, 4923 nucleotides long. RefSeq names its product mitotic regulator LTE1. Gene Ontology annotation, biological process: Ras protein signal transduction; positive regulation of GTPase activity. NCBI's taxonomy places the organism in Eukaryota, Fungi, Ascomycota, Eurotiomycetes, Eurotiales, Aspergillaceae. The transcript has 4 exons. Gene Ontology annotation, cellular component: plasma membrane. Bases 1 to 4923 code for a protein of 1640 amino acids. The record is from RefSeq and is a predicted model, not a curated record. Gene Ontology annotation, molecular function: guanyl-nucleotide exchange factor activity.
AUGGAACCAUCUCCUCCACCCGUCGAACCGCCGCAGUUCAAAGAUGCCUUUCUGGGCCCACAAGUCCAAAUUAAUGAACUGCCGGCCUCAAAUCGAAUACUCAAUGGACAGAAUACAUCACUUCGACGGGCUAACACCGUAGCCCAGGGUGGCAACAUCAAGCGCAACUUGGAGCUGAAGGCAGCACGCGAGAGAACAGAAGCAGGGAUAUACGCCAAGAAUAGCCAUGAGCCUUUACGACAGUACGACCUACAGCGGUCCCAAACACAUCGCGGCCCGCUAGAGGCGCGUCCACCUGGGAGGAAGGUCGGCCACUUCACCGUGAGAAGUGUCGGCCAAAAUGGCAAAAUAUUUCUCAGGCCAAUUGCCAAUCCGCCGCAGAAAGGCCCGCAGCCGGCAUACUUCUCUCCCGUUGAGACCGCAAAAGCCAAUUUCCUUCAGCCGCAGCGUCAUGCAAAUGUCCGCGAAGACUCGUCCAGGUGGUCGAGCUCACAGCUCUCCGAGCUACGCCCACGCGAAAAACCCGAAGAUCCCGAGCCCAUCUUUUUUGAAUUUCCUCACGACCUCUCGAGCCAGCACCGCGCAAGGCCGGUUUCGUUCUCGACAAUAUCGGAGCAGCAGUCGACAGCCGGUGCUGGGAAACGCGGGGAGCUGCGCAUCGUGAUCGACCGUUCUGACGACCGGCCUAAGUCUGCUCAUGAUUCUUCAACACCAGCGUUGGAGGUUCCAAUCCCUCGUUAUCGGCUCGGGUCGCCGCGUUUCAACGCCGACGGCAGUGUAAUGAUGCAGAGUUCGGUGUAUACGCAAACCUCGAUGUCAGACCAAUUUAGGAAUUCAACUCUGCUGGGGAACAUGGCGGACCCUCUACAAAGUCUUCACAGCCCAUAUCCCCGAGACACUCUCUCACGGCAUCGGCCGUCUUUCGCAAUUUCGAUGUUUUCGGGGCCCGCGGCGGGCAUUGAUAUGAGUCGAGCUUCAACGGCCCCGAGGAAUUCCAUGGUUCAUGAACUGAAAGAGCCGGUUGAACCAUCUAUAUACGAAACGUUGGUGUACGAUAUGGAUGAUGGGUCCGUUGUUCGAUAUGUUCCGGGGACAAAGGAUGUCAGUGCUGCUACACCUGCCAGAAUUGUUGCGCAAAUCUCCUCCGAGUCGUUCCUGGACUAUGAGCUAGUAUCGGACUUUUUUCUUACCUUCCGGUCCUAUCUAUCCACAUCACAUCUGUUGGCGCUUCUUCUCGCGCGACUAAAGUGGGCAAUCAACCGGUUGCAAGAUGAUGGACGUAUCAUCAGAAUCCGCACUUUCGCAGCUUUACGGCAUUGGAUUCUAAAUUAUUUCCUCGAUGACUUUGUUACGAAUUAUGAACUUCGGGCUCACUUCUGCGACACCGUCAACGAGUUAUAUGAAGAGGUCAGAUCUAGAAGCCAUGGCGGAACGAGUGAUCGAAAGAUUCUCAUUGACUUGAAACGGUGUUGGAAUGGCAAAUGCUCGAUGUAUUGGUCUUCCCCUGAUCUGUCUUGCGCCUAUAAUGACCCCGAAAUCCCCAUCCUUCCCGGAGAUGCUCAGAUUGAGCUACCCAGAGUCGAGGAUUUGCGUCAAGUUGCUCCUCCCUCUACUACGACCCCCCACGCAGACACCACCUUCCGCGAAAGUAUUCCUUUCUCAACUCAGCAUGAUCGAAGUGAUUCUGCUGCAACGGCACAAAGUAUCCCGUUCUCCACCAAGAGCGAACAAAGUCUGAUGGCGUUGUCGUGUUCAUUACCUCCCAAAUCCCCCAAGCGCUUCUCCAUAUCUGCUUCUAAAGGCAAGGCGCCACGCCCCGUCGUGCUAGGUCACGCCAAGUCCAAGUCGCCGUCUAGAACCCACGAGCCACCCACCUCACCUGUGUCUCCUAAGGCCCGGCACCCAUAUGGUCACAGUCACAAAAGAAGUGGAAGUUUCUCUGACUCGGUGCGUGAUGAUCGACUGCCCAUGUUUACGACAGAAACAGAAAUGGGAUCCGCACCGCAGGAGGUCCUUGAUCCGGUUAGCCUGAUACGCGGAGAGAUGUACCCUCCCGCAGAGUCUUACAUGACAAUGAUGGCACCCGAAUCGCCUCCUCUUCCUCCACCAUCAAAGAACGCAGGGCCGGACCGCCGGAGCAUACCAGAUGCCCCUAAGCCGACACCUAAUUCAGGCAUGAGAACCAUCAUUGGCUCGAUCAAACGGGCUUUGCACACGAGAAAUGGUGGACAGAGCGUGUCUGCUCGUAUUGUGAAUGCUCACGACGCUGUCUCAUUCCCUUCCCGCGGGAAGACAUCUGCUAUGCCAAUCGGCAUGGCAUUUGGCUCUGAGCUCUACCGAGAGAGGAAGAUGGCAGCUGUCCCGAAGAAUCCAGCUCGGAUAGACGUACUGUGUGAUGAGGUACUCAGACAAUAUCGUCAGGCUAUGAUUAAAGAAGAGACGAAAGACCAAGAGCAGCCACCAGUUGCAUCUGACAUUCACGAAAUGUCCCCACAAGACCCUCCACCAAACAAUGGUAGUCAUCUGCCCAUACAAAGUCCCAAUGCUGCCAAAUUGAGGAGUGGUAUCACAAUGCCGAGUGAAUCCAUCGUAAUUGUUGAUGAUACUGGCUUCGAGAUGACCUCAAUGUCUGGCGCAGCACCGGACUCAAUACCAAAGACCGGCGAUAUAACUCAUCGAACGUCUGGACAUGAUGUCCCCCAUGACGCCUCAACGCAAUCAGUACUAUCAGUACCCGUGGAAGGGGAAUGCCUCCGAGCAGUCUGGUAUAAUGCCGAUGAACCAGAAGCAGUUACCCAGCCGGACCUGUCCCACCCGCCUGGCCCUUUCAUACCUCAGAGAUCGUCCUCUAUCGAACGUGGUUCCACGUCCACAAAUCGGAAGAGAAAAUCUCUUUCUCUCCGACUCCGAAAGUACGCAUCCUUCCAAAGCGGGAUCUCGAGGCAGCGGUACUCGAUGAGCAGCGAGGCGGCCCAAUCCACCGUCGGCUCCAAUGCGAUGCAAGAUCAGAAUGAUAAACGACCAGGGCCAAUCCUUCGCAGGCGCCGAGGAGGAAAUCUGCGUCAGAUGCAGACUGGAGAUGAGCCCGACGCUCUUGCGGGUCGGCACUCGUUUGCGUCCUGGGAUGACUCGGUUGCGGAUGAAACGGCCACAUCUGAUGGCAGUGGCUCGCGACCCCCUUCAACUUUGAUUCCUCCCAACCCUCGACGUUCGUUUGAGUCGGUCCUUGCGAAGUUUGCACAGCUCCCCGAUGACGACGAUGGCGGUAUUGAAUCCACGCUGCUGAAGCUGGAAGGAAAGUGGGAUGGACCAGCUAGCGGCAAUCGAGCCUCUGCGCCUGCCCAGGCAGAAACAUCUCAUUACAAUCGAGAGCAGCCUUUGAUGGGGCACGGGAUCGAAACGGUUAGGCCUGGGUGGGGUGUUAUUUCUCGCAGGCGACAGACGGACAAGUCCAUGUAUUCCACUGUUGGAGGGCGAUUGGCACCACCAAGACCGUAUUCGGAUUCUGUGACCGAGUCCGAAGAGUCCUACAACUCUACCCCACUUCUCGAAAGAGGAUUGACCGAUGACUCCAUGAAAUGGCAGGCAGCAAGCCACCCAAUCCCCUACGAACCGCACGGCGCUCCGCUCACCCUCAUAUCCAGUCGCGAUACUUCUGAAAUUCCCUCCUCACACCCUUCGAUUCAGAUCGUGCAUGAGACCGACAGCAUGCGUCGUAUUCCUCGUGGCUCUACCACUCCUGUCUCGCUUCAUUACGACGCCGGCCAGAUGACUCCGAAGCGUUUCUCGGCUCUUUCCUCAGAAAUGUCGGUUGACAUGAUUGAUCGGCAUGAAGCCUUGGGCGCGAGACUGUCGACCGACACCCGCAGUCUCAAUUCUUCCACCGUUGAGAUCCCACCCCAUCCUUUGGCGCAGCCUCCUUCUCCGCCGAUGACCAUCCAACAUCCGAAAUCUUUCACUUCGUAUCCUUCGCCGCUGGAUAAUAAGGUCUUGUAUCAGGCCAAGCCUCUCACGCCCGACACAUCCCCCCGACACAAAACGAUGGGCAAUAUUGCUUCGCGUCCAAUGAAUAUCCAGCAGGUUUCGAGCGAUGUCUUACUCAAUUCAGAAAUCGACCGUCCGGACCAGGACGCUAUCAUAAAUCCUGUCCCAGACCAUGUCCCCUUUAUCCUAUCUUGCGAAUCCCAUGUCCUCGCACAACAAUUGACAAUAGUCGAAAUGGCCGCUCUCAGUGAAGUCGACUGGCGAGAUCUAGUCGAAAUGAAAUGGAGCAGUGCCUGUCCCUUGGUCACAAAUUGGGUUCAGUUCCUGACGUAUGGCGAACGCAAGGGCAUCGACCUGGUCGUCGGUCGCUUCAACCUCAUGGUCAAAUGGAUUCUGUCGGAGAUUAUCUUGACCCGCGACAUCAAUGAGCGGGCUCGUACUAUCAUCAAGUACAUCCACACAGCCGCGCAUGCACGCCGCCUUUGCAAUUACGCUACAAUGCUCCAGAUCGCCAUUGCCUUGUCCUCGUCUGAUUGCUCUCGGCUGCAGAGUACGUGGCAGAUGAUUUCCACAGAAGACAAACGACUGUUCAAGGAUAUGGAGUGUCUGAUUCAGCCGGUGCGCAAUUUCAACGACUUGCGCGUCGAGAUGGAGACGGCAAACUUGCAGGAAGGCUGUAUUCCCUUUAUCGGUCUUUAUAUUCACGACCUCACUUAUAAUGCCCAAAAGCCCGCACAAGUGAAUAGCAGCACUGGCGGGUUACUCGUCAACUUUGAGCGCUAUCGCACAGCAGCGCGGAUCGUCAAGAGCCUCCUUCGUCUUAUUGACGCCAGCACGAAAUACAGGUUCGAACCUGUGCCUGGCAUCAUUGAACGGUGCUUGUGGAUUGCUUGUCUUCCUGAUGAGGAGGUCCAGGCUCGCAGCAAAGCAUUGGAGUAA